Messenger RNA from Myotis brandtii (Brandt's bat), 2847 nucleotides. RefSeq names its product kininogen 1 (gene KNG1). Gene Ontology annotation, biological process: negative regulation of endopeptidase activity; positive regulation of cytosolic calcium ion concentration; negative regulation of blood coagulation. NCBI's taxonomy places the organism in Eukaryota, Metazoa, Chordata, Mammalia, Chiroptera, Vespertilionidae. The record is from RefSeq and is a predicted model, not a curated record. The transcript is spliced from 9 exons. Bases 175 to 2040 code for a protein of 621 amino acids. Gene Ontology annotation, molecular function: cysteine-type endopeptidase inhibitor activity. Gene Ontology annotation, cellular component: extracellular region; blood microparticle.
UGUUCUUUUGUAAUAGGGCAAAUAGUGGAGGGCAGCAGGAAGCCAAGCAGAACCCUGAAGUGCUAAGGCAGAGAGAGGAGAGACAGAAGAGAUAAGAGGCUGAAGAGGGUUAACAUCAGCCUCCAAGUUAGCUUCCAAUUCUUGGUGAAACUCCCAGAGGGAGACUGAUAAAUCAUGAAGUUAAUUGCCAUCCUUUUCCUUUGUUCCAGGCUGCUAACAAGUUUCGCCCAAGAGGACCAACCACAAGAAGUUGACUGCAAUGAUGAGGAUGUAUUUAAGGCUGUGGAUGCAGCUCUGAAGAAAUACAAUGAUAGAAACAAAAGUGGCAACCAGUUUGUAUUGUACCGAAUAACCGAAGUCACCAAGACUGAAGAUGAGAAUAUAUUUUAUUCUGUCAAGUAUGAAAUCAAGGAGGGCGACUGUCCUGUUCAAAGUGGCAAAACCUGGCAGGACUGUGACUAUAAAGAAGCUGAGCAGGCUGUAAGUGUGAUGGUCCGGAGCCUCCAGUUUUCUCAAUCGAGACCAAAUUAUUCUAUUAGUGCUGUAGAGCCUGUUUGUGAGGGGCUCAAAUCUGAGGGCCCUGUGGUGACCUCCAAGUAUGAAUGCUAUGGCUGCGUGCACCCCAUAUCGACUGCCAGCCCUGAUUUGGACCCUGUUCUGAGACAUGCCAUUCAGCAUUUUAACAACCACACUAAUCAUCCCCACCUCUUUGCUCUUAAGGAAGUAAAAAGGGCACAGAGACAGGUGGUGUCUGGAUGGAACUAUGAAGUUACUUACUUAAUUCAGCAAACUAAUUGUUCCAAGGAGAAUUUUACAUUCUUAACCCAAGACUGCAAGGCCCUUUUCAAUGCUGAUUCCGGUGAAUGUACAGAUUUUGCUUACAUGGAUCCUCAGCUAAGAAUUGCUUCCUUCUCACAGAAGUGUGAGGUUUUACCAGGGGAGGAUUUUGUACCACCACCUACCAGAAUUUGCCGUGGCUGCCCCAAAGAGAUUCCUGUCGACAGCCCAAAGCUGAAGGAGGCUCUGACACAUUCCAUUACAAAACUUAAUGCAGAGAGUAAUGCAACUUUCUAUUUCAAGAUUGACAUUGUGCACAAAGCAACAUCACAGGUGGUGGCUGGAACAAAAUAUUUUGUUGAGUUCACGGCCAGGGAAACCACAUGUUCCAAGGAAAGUAAUAAAGAGUUGACUGAAAGUUGUGAGAUCAAGAAACAUGGAGAAAUUCUAAGAUGCACUGCUGAUGUUUAUGUGGUACCUUUGGAGAAUAAAAUUUACCCUACUGUCAAAUGUCAAUCAGUAGGAAAGACCUCAUUGCUGAAAAGACCUCCAGGUUUUUCACCUUUCCGAUCAGUACAAGUGGCGGAAACAAAAGAAGGAACAACUGUAAGUCCACCCCACACUUCCAUGGCACCUGUUCAAGAUGAAGAGCAGGAUUCAGACAAUGAACAAGGACCCACUCGUGAUCAUGGCUGGGGCCAUGAAAAGCAAAUAAAACAUGGGCAUGGCCAUGGCCAUAAACAUGAGCAUGACCAAAGCGAUGGGCACCAAAAGGGACAUGGUCAUGGCCAUGGACAUCAAAGGGAACAUGGCCUAGCCCAUAGACAUAAACAUGAGCAUGGUCAUGGCCAUGAAAAAUAUAAAAAUAAAGGAAAACAGAAUGGAAAGCACAAUGAUUGGAGGACAAGUUCUUCUGAAGAUAGUACUACAUCUGCACAGACACCAGAGAAGACACAAAGGCCAAAAUCCCUCCCCUCCAUAGCCCCGUCAGGUUUAGAAGUUGCCUUUCCUGAAUUUCAGGACUUAGAUCUCAUUACAGCUAUGAUGACUAAUACACCACCAACUCCCACAGAGAAUGAUGAUUCUUGGAUCCCUGAAAUCCAGAUAGAGCCCAAUAGCCUUUCAUUUAACCUGAUAACUGAUUUCCCAGAAACAACUUCCUGCAAGUGUCCUGGACGCCCCUGGAAGCCAGUUAAUGGAAUGAAUCCAACUGUGGAAACAAAAGAAUUUCAUGAUUUCGAUCUCCCUGAUGCUUUAUAUUAAUGUAUGCAGCCAUGGGUGUUUCUUUAAUAAUUCACCAUCCCCUUUCACCAUUGUCCACAUACCCUGAUAUAAUGCACCAAAAACCAUGAAGUUUCUAAACAGCCUAGAGAGAAGUGGUGAGACUCCCAAUGGGGACACAUUCAAUUUCUAUGGACAACACAAAACUGUGUGCAGGAUUCUACAUCCUUUCUGAGUCUUCCUCAUGAGUUUUCUUAACUAACACAGAAAAUGGACAAACAAAUGUGCCUUGUGGCCUACUGCAACUUGCUUUUCUAAUAACAAAUAUGUACCUUAGAGUGGAUGUCAUCGACUUUCAUACAAAGAUUCUUGCCAUUCUGAAUAAACUGUGGCAUCUGGUCCCUGAAAACAUGUGAAAAUAAGAAAAGUCAAGAGACCGUAUGUUGAACUUCUUAAUAGGGCAAAAAUAAUAAUAAAAGCUACCAGAGGUCAAAAAGGGACAACAAGAAAGACAGACUGGCCAAAGUGGGGACAGAAGGAAGUAAACUAAUUGAUUUUCUGUUUCCAAAACAGGCUAAUCAUAUCAAAUAACUACUCCCACCUCACAAAGCUAUUCUGAUAAUUCUCUUUCUGAGUCAGAGUGUUUCUCAGAAGUCAGCAAAUUCUAUUUACUCAUAAACUACUCUUUGCAACAAGGCUUUGAAAUAGGAGUUUUCUGUUUGUUUAUUUGCUGUUGAGGCUAGAAUGAGCAAUCUUCAGUUUUUAGCAGCUCUGAGUUUAAUGAUAACAAUGGAAAGCAGGAGUAGUGACAUAGAAGGAAAUCUUUUUUUAUAAUUGAGAAGGGAAUAU